Galeopterus variegatus (Sunda flying lemur) is the source of this 1647-nucleotide messenger RNA. RefSeq names its product chromosome unknown open reading frame, human C16orf71 (gene DNAAF8). The coding region runs from base 1 to 1647 and encodes 548 amino acids. The transcript has 9 exons. The record is from RefSeq and is a predicted model, not a curated record. Gene Ontology annotation, molecular function: dynein complex binding. Lineage: Eukaryota; Metazoa; Chordata; Mammalia; Dermoptera; Cynocephalidae. Gene Ontology annotation, cellular component: dynein axonemal particle.
AUGGAAUCCAAAGACAAAGAUGUGGUUCCCUCGCUGGGCUCUCCCUGGGCCUCCGGGACAGGGCCCUGGGAUGCCAUCCUCAAGGCUGUCAAAGACCAACUCCCAUCUCUGGACUCGGACUCCUCCUUGUCAGACUGCGGGGAAGAGGAGCUGUUCAUCUUCCAGCGAAACCAAACUGUCCUGAUUCCAGACCUGUCGGAAGAGCUGGCUGAAGACCCUGCUGAUGGCGACAAGUCCAGGACCUGGGUCGUUGAGGCCGAAGGGUCCCCUCCUGAGCCAGUUCUGGUGCCCAUGGCAUUCACUGCAGAACCCAGGAGUGGAUGGAAUGCCAGGACAAAGGAUUCAGUCUCCUGGGAAGGCAGGGACCCUGGUGGGCCUUCGGAGAGCUGCGAUGAGAUCAACUCUCUUCUCAGGAUGGCCGAGGAGACCCCCGAGGGGCUGGAAGGCGACCUUGCCAGCAUGUCCUUCAAUACCAAAGUAUCCCAGAGUCCUCCCUGGGGCCUGCAGGGAGAAGCUUCCCCCUCCCCCCACGAAGGGGACCCGAACACAGAUCCCCCGAGCACUGCCUCACAAGACCCUGUGAACCGCAGAGCCCUGCGACGGGAGAGAAGGAAGAUGAUAGAGAAGGACAUACUCCGGAAAGUGACCUGGGAUGCCCGGGACCCAGCCUGCAGUGACCAAAGCCAGGAGGAGAUGUCCUGCCAGGCUGGAGAGUCAGCUCAUGGACCAGAACCACCUCCGGAGGUGCCUCGCGAAGGAUGGCCCGUGCUCUCGCUCAAGCAACUUGAAGAGUGGGAUUUGGAUUACACCCUUCAGAGUCUGGCGGGGCAAGAAGACAACCAGGGAAAUCAUGUACCUGGAGGCAUGUGGUGGGCCACCAAAGCCGACCACCACCAAAGCCGAGACCACACUGCACCGAGUGCCCAGGACAGGCUGAUGGAACGGCUGGCCCUCCUGUGUGCCACACAGUCCAGAGCCUCUGCCUCUGCCUGGAAGGUGGCUGACAGCACAGCCAGGGACACGGAGGAGGAGGCUGGAAGGAGAUGUGCCUCAACGAAGCCAGGCUGCCAGGCUGAGCUGGACUGGAAUGUGGCCAAGGGCAUGAGGCUGAAGAUGGAGCCUCCCACCAUCUUCAUCGAUCUGCGUCAGACAGAGCCACCAGACCACAAGUCCCCAGAAAGCUCCAGCCACAGUUCCUCUGACACUGAGGAGGAGGAAGAGGAGACAGCAGCUCUGGGAGACCAGCAGGGCCCAGUGGCACAGGCAUCUCCUUCCUCCCGGGGACUACGGGACUGUACUGGCAAGAGUCAGCUUCUCCAGCAGCUCAGGGAGUUUCGGAAGGGAAUGGCUCACCCCAAGCCUCCUGCCAGCAAGGGUCCUGGUGGCCAGGAGGCUCAGGUCCCUGAAGAUGUGGUCGGAUCAGGAGCUGGGAGGAAGCAGCAUGUCCAGCUGUGGGCUGAGGGGCAGAGCACCCAGGCCAGACUCCCAGGAAGGAAGUCCCAGGGUCCUGCACCAUCUUGGGCUGGAGACAGCCAGGGAAGUCCUGGUACCUCUUCUGGGCCGACUAUAGAUGCCUCAGCUGGCUGGUACAGCGAUGGAUCCCUGGACUAUGGUGUUACCAGCACCACACUCUCACCCACUGAGUGA